Messenger RNA from Juglans regia (Persian walnut), 968 nucleotides. RefSeq lists its product as uncharacterized. NCBI's taxonomy places the organism in Eukaryota, Viridiplantae, Streptophyta, Magnoliopsida, Fagales, Juglandaceae. The coding region runs from base 194 to 727 and encodes 177 amino acids. The record is from RefSeq and is a predicted model, not a curated record. The transcript has 3 exons.
CCCCAAGAACACGCUAAUCUCUCUCAAGAUAUGUCAUCACUCUGCAUUCCUGACCCUACUUUAUUCUUAUUCUCAUCUUCAACUGGAGCUCUUAAAACAUUAAUUAAUAGAGCUAGGGAAAGUUGUCCAUAAGAUUGAUCUCUCGCAUCCUCUCCUCCAAAGUGAUCUCUAGCAAAGCUCUGACUUCAAAAAAAUGGUGAAAAACGUGGGCUUCCUCGUCUGCGUCUUCAUUAUGGUCGUCGACACUGUGGCAGGGAUACUUGGGAUGGAGGCUGAAAUCAUUCAAAACAAGGUGAAACAUUCGAAGGUACUUUGGAUGUUUGAGUGCAGAGAACCAAGCUACAAGGCUUUCCAGCUAGGGUUGGCUGCUGCUAUACUUCUAGCAAUUACUCAUUUUGUUGCUCACUUGUUGGGUGGGUGCACUUGCAUUUGGUCAAGAGAAGAUUACGGGAAGUCUUCACCUAACAAGCAAUUAGCAGUUGUUUUCCUCCUUUUCUCCUGGAUUGCAUUAGCCGUUGGAUUGUCGAUGUUGAUCAUAGGAACAUUGGCGAAUUCAAGAUCAAGAAAGUCAUGUGGGAUAGCACACAAUCGCAUUUUGUUUAUCGGAGGGAUUGUCUGCUUUGUUCAUGAAUUGUUCACAGUUGUCUACUAUGUCUCCGCCGCUGCCGCCAAAACAGAAGAAAAGCAGAACAGAAACCCUCGGGGAGGUCAUGCAACCCAAGCUUAAAUUUGUCAUUUGUCACUCUUCUUUUUGCUUCUUUGUGAUUACAUAAUGUUAAAUGGCACAUUAAUUGCCAAUUCAAAUGACAAUAGAUGCACGAGUGGAUAGAUAUAUAUACAAUAUUCUGAGAAGUUCGGCUUUAGCUCAGUUAUCAUCGCCUGAGUUAAAAAAGAGUACCUAUAAAAGAGUGCUGCAUGAAUUGAAGAACUUGAUGCUGCAAUGUCAGAGACUUUUGCUUUGCUUCUUA